AUGAUAUGGGUGACGGACCUGAAACAAGGGACUGAGCUUGUUGCGACGUCGCUUGCAAGUUGCCAGGAGCAUUCCACGGUCCUACAGGAUUUUCACAGGGUUUUCACUCCCAUUAUUUCAGAUUGUCCUUCGUCGAGGAAUGCAGGAGGCUCGAUGUCCCAUAGGACGCAGACCGGGCCGCAGCCUGAAAAACGACAUAUUUCCGCCACUUCAACAGACACCAAUGCCUCGGGAGUGGCAGAGAGUGCGAUAAGCUACUCAGCUUUCCCUGAGCCUCCCUCGUCUAUACCCAGUACGCCUACCAGAUCAACAAUUUCAGCGUCCGCAACACCUCGACCUAACCCAGUCCCUCCUUUAAAACGUUUACGGAAUCCUAGGGAGAAUUCGUCGUUCAAGCCCCCGAUAGAACCUCUCGAUACGCCCUAUUCUCGCUCAGUUUCUCCUCAUGAUUGGCAUGAGGGUGCAUCUAGUAUCGAUGUGGAUGCUACAGAAGACCGCCUUCUUUCAACUUCCUUCAUCACCUCCUUACUCCAGGAAAGCUCGGAUGCCAGCACUCGUCGGUCUAUCAAUAGCGACGCAAUCAGCGCUUUUUCAGAGAUGACCUAUCCUCCCCCUUCCCGUCAGUUCAUAUCGGCAAGCCAUAGUGCCAAUUCGCCGGCCUCUGCCGCCACCAAUUUUUCUACCAGAACCCCUAAUCGCAAAUACCCUUCCCAGCGUCCAGUCGGUUCACGACCAGCUCCCAGUCCAUACUCCCCUAUACCAGAGAGUUUCGGCCUGAUAACAGACGACACAGGUACUAUGGUAUCCACUGUUGAACCAGCACCCGCCAUCAUACCGCCUGUGGGUGCUAGCAGAUCGCAAGCUUUGCAUUCUCCGAUACCUGUGAUCGGAGCAACACCUGCAACAUUGCGCACCGUUCCUGGAACCAGCCACAGACUCAGUCCAGAUGUUGGGCAGUCGGAACCGAGCGAUGGAGAAGACAAAGCACUUGUUGACCAUGGGACUAGUUCUUAUCCUCAACACCACACAAGGAAAUUUCCUUUCUCUCAACACAGUCAAUCCCGACAGUCCUUCCAUUCUUCGAGGAGCAUUGCCACUUCUGUCAUAUCCAGGUUAUCUGCCGGUGUUGCCCGUGUAUUGCCUUGGAGAAAGACGAAACCUCUACCACCUGUUCCCACGAUCCCGAUAGCUGCCCAAAUAACGGACCGCAGAGAGGAAGCUCAAUUACAGUUGUCUGAUUUGGCUGCCCGUGCGGAGACUUUGAAUGAGUUGCUUGAGAAAGGCUAUCAUCCUCAUCAAAGCGUGGGAUCCUCCUUCACUAUCAAAAAGCUCGAAAGCCAAACUUCUGCUCUAACGACCUUGAGGAGUGGAGGGAUCUCCCAGCACCCUUUGCAACCACGUAAUACUCUACCCCUGGCCCCAACCGACGGCAGCCAUCAGAGAUCCGUGUUACCAGCAAACAGAAAAAGGUAUUGUGUGAUCCUGGUGCUUUUCAUCAUCAUUGCAGGGGCAGCCAUUGGAGCGGGUGUUGGUGUUACUGUCAGCCGUAAAGGACCGAUUACUCCCAAAUGCGCGGGCCAGUUCACGGGCAUGGCUUGUGAUCUCAAUGCGACCUGUGUUUGUAUACCAUCGACCGCGGGAAGUUGUAACGCCCUCGCUAGCGCAGUGAUCGAUGCAAUACCGUUGAUGAAUGAUGCGUUCAGCACAAACUAUACUUUAUCCUCAACUUAUAAUUCCUUGUGGUUAGCCCACGCGGCUACGUCGAGCAGUGAUUGUGGGUCACAAGCGCUGUUAAUCGAUGCUGCACCUGGCCUCAAGUUCGUUGAUUCUCCUAAUCGAACACAAUGGGCGCGUUCAGCAUUAUUGUGGACUGUGUUACAGACUCAGGAUGUGCAGGUAGUUCAGAAUAUGCAAAAGGCUCUACAAAAUGCGCCUUGGUCAUCUGUAGGCAGCUCCGACGGUGUCGUAGAGGACAAGAAGAACGCGUUUUCGACUUCUGCGUCCGGUUUUACGUUCAACUUUGCUUCACAGACGGUAACUCAACCCAGUGUUACGUUUGUGAACAAUGGACAGCCAUCGAAUGCGCAGAUCGGAAGAGUUGGCGGAGCGUCCCUCGAUGCCCUCAAUCGCAUGUAUAGCUAUGCUUUUGCUUCCUCAACCCAACGGCAGACUGCGCUUUCCACUUAUUGGAGUUCCGUUCUCCAGCAGCGACCAGAGGAUCUUCCUUCGUUCAAAUCCGCGAUAACUUCUGCCCCCAUUUUACUCCCCUUCGAUGCGACUUUUAAACCUUUGACAUCUCUCAUGAGAAAUGAUUCCAACUCGCCAUUCCCACCGCCGCUCGGGUGUUAUUCGGGAUUGAAUCAGUCGGUAAUAGACAGGAUCAACAAGGUUGAACAGGGGGUAUUUGGUCUAUCCGCGGUUAGUCCUGCAUCCAGCUUCGACAUAUCGUGUUUUCCUGGUCGACCUAUUUAUGGAGUGCUUGAUGUGCUCCGUCUUCGGCUUCCUUUCAUUGACUCGCAUGCCGGAACCGGCAAACAAGCCGUUGUGCUGCGCCAAGACGUAUAUCCCCGAGCGAUCCUACACACUGGUGAACUUCUCAGUGCUCUCGGCCCUUUUUCAGAAACUCUGGAGGCCACUCCAUUCAUUGCUAAUCCCCGAGAUCAUGGCACAGUCAACAACGUCAAUCAUGUGAUACUCAACUUCCUCCUUUCAAUCUCGGAUGUCAACCUUGCCAUGUCCCUCAUCCAGUUCAUCCUCUUAGCUCGUGGCACGCCCCCGCCAGACAACGGAUUCAUUGCUAAAUCGCUCUCCAGCAUCCCGUCUAUCGAAGUCGCCAUCUUUGGCUCUGUCUCGGGGGCUGAUGUAACCUCUGCUGUUUCCUCUUUUUCAACUCCCUCUGGUUCGAUGUUCUUCGGCUCCUCUGCAGCUCAGGCUAUGCGACAGUGGUCAAUAGACGGACUAUCAGGAGCCGGCGUCUCAUGGACAGAAAAUGCGACGUCCCAAGAAAUCGCUCGCGAUAACAAGCUUGACGAUUCGAUAUGGAACGACGUCUGGAGGGCUGCAUCCACGGCUUUAGAAAGGGAUGCUCCCAAUGUUGGGAUAAAGAAUGUAACGGAUUCAUUGCGGAAUAAUGGCAAGUUUUCUCCAUGA
Molecule: messenger RNA, 3150 nt
Organism: Marasmius oreades (fairy-ring Marasmius)
Lineage: Eukaryota; Fungi; Basidiomycota; Agaricomycetes; Agaricales; Marasmiaceae
Exons: 3
Coding region: 1-3150 (1049 amino acids)
Source: RefSeq, a predicted model, not a curated record